CUACAUGUCUUUGGUGAAAAUAACCCAAAUUAGGAUGUAUUUUUUUUAGUUUGUAGGAAAGUUAUAGAGUUCACAAACUAUGGGAUAUAUUUGAAAAUUGAUCAAUCCUGAAGUACUGACGGCCAAUCUAAUUUCUUGAGGUCCAAGAAUGUCAGAACAGUACAGAUAUCCCCCAAAUGACCCCUUUUUGCAGAGUAGACAGUUCAAUGUACUUCAUAAGAGGCAUGGCGAGUUUUUUGAAGUUGUAUUUUUUUUUUGUAUUUUUUUUGUCAUAAUUUUUCGGAAAAUGAAAAAAAAAAUUUUCACUAUUUUUUUUUUUACAUACUGUCAC
This is a messenger RNA of Staurois parvus, 331 nucleotides long. Lineage: Eukaryota; Metazoa; Chordata; Amphibia; Anura; Ranidae. The record is from the annotation of a GenBank genome assembly.